This is a messenger RNA of Sinocyclocheilus grahami, 939 nucleotides long. RefSeq names its product GTPase IMAP family member 4-like. NCBI's taxonomy places the organism in Eukaryota, Metazoa, Chordata, Actinopteri, Cypriniformes, Cyprinidae. Gene Ontology annotation, molecular function: GTP binding. The record is from RefSeq and is a predicted model, not a curated record. The transcript is spliced from 2 exons. The annotation marks the transcript as partial.
AAGAUGGAAAAAAUUAUUGAAGGUUUGAAUUUGGUGCUACUGGGGAAGACAGGAGCAGGAAAAAGUGCUGCAGGAAACACAAUACUGGGACGACCGGCUUUCAAAUCAGAGAAAAGUCCUAAAUCUGUCACACAAGAUGUUGAUUUUCAAUCUGGGACUGUCUGUGGGCUUCCAGUCACUGUUUAUGACACACCAGGAUUCUGUGACACCGAGCUGGACGAGCACAAGAUACAGCAGAAAUAUCAGAGUAUUUUACAGAAAUGCAAUUCAGAGCUUUCUGCGUUUUUCCUCGUCAUUAAAGCAGACAGAUUCACCGAAGAAGAGAGAAAAACUGUGGAGAAGAUUGAGAAGCUUUUGGGACAAAACCGCUUGGAAAAAACCUGGCUUCUCUUCACCAGAGGAGACGAACUGGAGGAUGAAAAAACCGCAGAUAAACACACAAUCAUCCUCUUCACCCAUGGUGAUGAACUGACCGGCACUAUUGAAGAAUACAUGAGUAAGGCUGGUGAGAACCUGAAAGAAAUCCUGAGGCGCUGUGGGGGACGAUAUCAUGUGUUCAAUAAUAAAGACAUGGAGGAUCGUAUUCAAGUUCUGGAGCUCCUGGAGAAAGUAGAUGGCAUGAUCGCUGCUACUGGAGGUGGAUUUUACACCAGUGAGUCUUACCAGGGUGUGGAGCUCAUGCUGAAAGCUAAAGAAGAGGAGCUGAAGCAACACUAUGAGAAGAAACUACAAGAAAAAGAGAGGGAACUAGAGUCCAGAUUUACUGAAGAAAAGGGGAGAUUACAGCAGAUGAUUGAAGCUCUAACAGCAUCAGAGCAGGAGAAAGAAGAAAAGAUACAAGAGCUAAAAAGAAUAAAUUGGAGGAACAUGUGUAAAAUGAUGGAGUACAAACGAUAUUAUGAAACCAAACUCAGAGAGGCCAGACAGGAGGCAGAACUG